AUGUCCAGCCGGGAGUGGACACGAGGGGGUUCCAUCUCCAUCCGGGGGGCCCACGGGGUGCGGCGGCGGCCGGGGCGCGGCGGCGCGGGGCCGGCAGGGGGCGCGGUGGCGGCCGGCGGCGCCGGGCGCUCCAGUGGCGCAAUCGGUCAGCGCGCGGUACUUAUAGGGCGGUACACGAGCGAUGCCGAGGUUGUGACCCCGUGCAGCCCCGCCACCCCCUGCGCCCACGGGCACUUCUGUGACGAGCACUUCGGGCUGUGCCUGCCCACGCGGCCCGCGGGCCACUACUGCCGCCACGACCCUCACUGCGCCCCCGGGCUCGUCUGCAUGUUCGGCAAGUGCCAGCAGCCCGUGCCCCCCGGGCAGGACGGAGCGCGGUGCCAGCGGGACGAGGAGUGCGGGCCCGGCGGCUGCUGCGCUCGCCAGCACGGGGAGCGGGUUUGCCAGCGGCGCCUGGCGCUGGCCCAGAGCUGCCACGUCCCCCCCGGGGGUCUCGCCUUCAGCAUCAACCAGGUGUGCCCCUGCCAGGCCGGGCUGGUGUGCCGGCCCUCGGUGCCCUCCAGAGAGAAAGCGUUCGAGUACCGGCCGGAGAAGAGCGAGUGGCGGUGCCGGCGGCCCUGA
Molecule: messenger RNA, 621 nt
Organism: Haemorhous mexicanus (house finch)
Lineage: Eukaryota; Metazoa; Chordata; Aves; Passeriformes; Fringillidae
Product: dickkopf-related protein 3-like
Exons: 4
Coding region: 1-621 (206 amino acids)
Biological process (GO): negative regulation of canonical Wnt signaling pathway; multicellular organism development
Cellular component (GO): extracellular region
Molecular function (GO): co-receptor binding; receptor antagonist activity
Source: RefSeq, a predicted model, not a curated record